This is a messenger RNA of Daldinia caldariorum, 630 nucleotides long. RefSeq lists its product as uncharacterized. The record is from RefSeq and is a predicted model, not a curated record. The transcript has 3 exons. NCBI's taxonomy places the organism in Eukaryota, Fungi, Ascomycota, Sordariomycetes, Xylariales, Hypoxylaceae. Bases 191 to 589 code for a protein of 132 amino acids.
GGUGUGAGGAUAAAAUAUACUAGACAUUCGAUAGUGUUGCGCUGCUGCUUAACGGUCUGCGCUAAGCUCGUGAGGCGCAACUGUUGUUAGGACUCUCCCAUAAAUAGCCCCGUUGACCAACUUCGUGCCAAGCUCCAACGCUUUCUUAAGACAUUUCGUCUUUCAUCAGCAUACGGCAUACGCUCGAAAGAUGGCAUCGUCUCCCAUGAAUAAAUAUUGGAUUCCGCAUCUAGACAUUCACAAGAAGGUCAUCACCCAGGAGCUCCAAUACUAUCUAGGGCCGGAUGCGACUGUCAGACCGUACACUCGAGAGGGAGCCGAAGGUUACUUGAUCCAAACACCCGGGCCAUGCUUAACAGACGAACAAAUAGACGAUAUCUGCUUAAAAUCGAAAGAGAUGUGGGAAAAGGAGGCGGCAGCGCGCUCACAAUCGAAUCCCGAGAAACCGCUCAAGCGCCCAUUGCAUCAGCCAAUCUUGAUAUCCAGGGGAUCUGCAGAGGGACCGAAGCGCCGCGGAAAAGAUCGAAGGAUUCAUAAUUCUCGCCGACCAUACGAUGACAAGAAAGGUGGUGAAAUGUCCCGGAAAUGAGGUUUAGCAGACUUGCGAACUGUCUGGGGAUGCAGCAGAUC